Messenger RNA from Phalaenopsis equestris, 1366 nucleotides. RefSeq names its product protein TIFY 4B-like. Gene Ontology annotation, cellular component: nucleus. Gene Ontology annotation, biological process: regulation of jasmonic acid mediated signaling pathway; regulation of defense response; response to wounding. NCBI's taxonomy places the organism in Eukaryota, Viridiplantae, Streptophyta, Magnoliopsida, Asparagales, Orchidaceae. The record is from RefSeq and is a predicted model, not a curated record.
GGAUCCGGCGCCCGCCGCCGGUGAGAUGAACUCCGAUACGGUGUCGACGGGGAAGUCGCUACUUGAGAAACCCCUGAACCUGCUCACUGAGGACGACAUCGCGCAGAUAACAAGGGAAUGCCGUCGAUUCCUCAAAGAUAGAGGUAUGCGCCGCCCCUCUUGGAACAAAUCGCAGGCGAUCCAGCAAGUGAUAUCUCUCAAGGCCCUUCUCGAGAACCGAUCGGAUCUAGACGAUUCCUCCGCCGCCGUGAGGAUCCGGCGGAAACCGCAAAUCAGCCCUCCUUCUCCGUCACUCCUCACCCCGACUCACACUUCACUCCCUUCACCAACUGAGGACGCGAGCAGAAGCGGCGAUUCGAGGAGUGUGCCGCCACGAGAGAAGGAUCCCUCGCCGUACCGGAGAAAAGACCCUCUCCCCCCUCUUCUCACCGCCGGCGAUGUACCAUGCCUUUCUCCCUCCGCCGGAAAAUCGCAGCUCCCGCAGCAGAUUCACUUCCCACCUCCUAAGGCGUUUUCCGGCGAACCUUUAGGGCAGCUUACGAUAUUCUACGGCGGUAAGGUGAACGUCUACGACGGCGUGCAGUCGGCGAAGGCUCGUGAGAUAAUGCAGCUUGCGGCCAACCCUCAUACGUACGACUCAACGAUUAUAGCUCCAAUAUCGUCCGGUCUGUCUUACCUAAAUCGGUUUCCUCCGGCUUAUACCGGACCGAUUUGGGCCGGACCAUCUGCCGGCGCUCCGGCAGGAAAGUUGCAGCGAAACUUGAAAGGCAGCUCGGACGAGGGAAUAGCAUCGCGGGAACCUUUGCCGGAGUGUCCAACGAGUAGAAAAGCAUCGCUUAAACGGUAUCUGGAGAAAAGAAAAGAUAGGUACAAGGGAAGAAGGAUAAUUGAAGGAUCAUCUUCAAGCUUGGAACUGUUGUACAUGAGUCAAAAAUUCAGUGGGCCUGGACAAAAUGAACUUUCAAGCAGGAGCAACAGCAGCUCGUCCAUGCAGCCCAGGCCACCUUGCCCACCAUUCAGUUUGUGCCCCUCCAUCGAUACAAAGAAGCUUGGAUUCUCUGCUGAUCUCAAUGAGGAUGGCGCUGGGGGCAUUUGAGGGAGGGGUGGUGACGAUUCCAUACAACCACCACACCAUUUUCUGCUUGAUCGCUUCUUUUGUUCAUGAGUGGCCACCAUUGCCGUUCCCAUUAUCUCAACUUCGGUGGCAAGACGCGAACCCGAAGCGCACCAUUGUCAUUAUUUUUGGCUCAAGUGAUGCAGGUUCUUAAAAUUGCUCAACCCAAAAUGCUUGAGAUUAUAUAGUUAAGCUGCUGAGUUUGCAGCUGAAUGAAUACUUCAGCCACAGAUCCAAAGCGAUAGAUAUGUG